CGAAACGUAAACAAGUGAAUUUCCAAAAAUCUUUUGGAAUUGUGUCCUUUUUUAAAAAAAUUAGCAAUGGGAAAAUCUCGAACGGGCCUAGCGGCCACGGUGCUUGCUUUAACAGGAGGAUUUUUCAUUCUCCUUGCGUUUGUGACACCUAACUGGCUCGUUUCAGAUGGAAAGUUGGAGAAACCGAAGUUUACAAACAUGGGAUUAUGGAUGAUUUGCAUGAGCGGGUACGAGGAUCCACGACAUUUCCACGAUGUUAAAUUUUAUGGCUGCUGGUUUCUCUUCGAAGAAGAAUAUUAUAUAAUCGAUGAGUUUCUGUUUCCUAGCUUUUUCAUUGCCACGGAAUUUUUCUUCAUGGUAUGUUUUGUCCUUGCAUUCAUCGCAAAUUUGCUGGUCACUACUUACAUGUGUUGCAGUAGACAUCAUGACAAGUAUAUCUUCCUGCUUCGUAUAACUGGCGGAAACCUUUUAGCCUCAGCUUUUGCGGGAACUAUUGCGCUAAUUUUAUUCGGACUCUAUGGCGAUGGUCGUGACUGGAUGCCCAACUGGGAACACAACAAUAUCGGGUGGUCUUACGCAGUGGCUGUUAUCGGAAUUAUUGAAACCUACCUGGCUGGCUUCCUCUUCACCAUUGAAAGUCGGGUGCACAGCAUAAAGCGAAGGAAAAGGCAGCAGGCCCAUUCGGAUUAUGAUUUGCAGAUGCAGAAACCAUCUGAACAUUCCGACGUCUAAUGUAAAUUAAUUAAAGCUUACGAACACUUAUUAGGUUUAGAUUUUAGCUGUAGUUUUAUUGACUCCACCAAUGGAAAGCAACGAAUCUCUUCUCCGUAAAAAAUCAGUAGCAAUGACAACCUUCUGUGGGAAAUAACUUAAAAACAGCUGUUUAUGCUCUUUCGUUGUUAUCUAGUUUCUGAUUAAGGUUUUUUGAAUUUAAGAAAAGCAAGCUUUCUCUACUUUCCUGCCAUUCUAGUUUUAUUCUGCUAUUUUUCUAUUCUUUUAAGAUUUUGACAAAAUAUUUAACUGAAAAAGUUGGAAAAUUUUUCAUGGACUUAUUUGACCAAAAGAAAACUGAGAAAUCUUUUUUAAAUUGAGCGCUGAAGAUAAUGUUAAUGACUCUAAUAAUUUUUGUGCGUGAACAAUGAAAAGUUUGCCAUCUCAUUGAACUCAUGAGAAUAGAAGGGCCUCAGAAGGCUCAUUUUUAAAGUGUCAUCUUUAAACUGUGCAUAAAUCACAAAAUGAAUUUCAGGCGAAACUCGGGGAAGGAUUUAAAGCUUGAAUUCAAUGAUUUGAUGCUGUUGGUACCUUCUUUAGAAAACUUGAAGAAAACUUCAAAGAAAUAUUUAAGUCCUAGAUCAGAAAUUAGGACAAAAGUUGUGUAGACAAGAAACCACGGAGGGAAAAUGAAAUCUCAUUCAGGCCUUGGCUUUCACUGCUUAGCCUAUCUUACUCAAUUGACCUGUGAUUUCAUUGUAUGUAGCACCAGUCUUCAAUAUUUACUUUGAUUCAAAAAUAAGAAGCCUUCCUUCAUUUUCAUACUUUUUUGUUUCAACAUGAGCUUUUACGCUAUUUUAAGUUAUUUCAGAUACUAGCAUUUUAUCACUGCUAAUGUUAUUGUUCUUUCUUUUGAGGUCCAUGUGUACAUGUAUUCACUUUACUUGGAUUUUCGUCUGUGACGUGACAUAGGAAUGCUUGUUCAUUAAGCUCUGGAGUUUGUUAUUUAUUUUAUUUUUUUUUCUUUUUGCAGUGUAAUUAGAAUUACAAUUGAGAGUCGGAGCAUAUAUGAUUCCAUCUCGCAAUUUCUUAUUCUUGCAUCGGGAGCAGAAUUGUAUUUUUUUUCUUUUUUGCCGUAUGAAGAUGGAAUUCUCAUCAUAAGGCUCAAAUUAUUUUUCUUUGACUUGGGAUGAAUUCAGGGUGAAUAGUCCUGUGUAUUGCUCCCACUUCAAUAUAUGACUAAUAACGAGUUUCACUCGAAUUAUUUUAAAAAAAUCAAAUUGACAGGAGAAAGGAGAUAGAUCUAUUCCUCGAGAGUUCAUGGUCAAAUUUUAAAGCUAAGUAGUCCUGAAUUUAAGUCAAAAGAGGGGCCCAAAAAAAUUUCAUCAAUCAAUUUUUUAUUGUUAAUCUCUAGAACUUUUAGGUCGUAUCUAUUUUCAAACUAAUUAACUUCACAAUUCAACUCUCUACACUUGCGGCAAAAAUAUACCUUUUGUUGACCUGACUUUUGGAAAAUAGCUGGAAUGAAACUCAUAAUGAGUCGUGAACCAAAGUCGUAUCAAUAUACAGAACUUCUCUUACCUUGGAUUCAUGUUAAUCAGCAUCAUGACACGAAGGAUGUGAUCUAUGGAUCGAUUUGGUAACUGCCGAGACCUUGACAGUCUAAUGUCAAUAGGUCUUGUUAAUUUUGUUUCAAAAAACAUUUCUGUGAAGUGAAUCAAAAACGAUUCUUAAAAUAACAACUAAAGUUACUCUGAAAUCAUAUGUAUUUAACAGACUCUUAGAGCGUGAGGAAAUGUUUCUUGGAUGCCAUUGCUCAAAAUAACAUAACAUAUUUUUGAUAAACUCCUAAGUAGCCAUAUUCUUCAUAAGAAAGAACCGAAGCGUAAGCUGACUUCAUAUACAGUCUAUAUCAUGUAUUUUGUGAAGUUCAUAGUUCAGGGAAACGGUUCCCAUUUUUAAGAUUUUCUGUUCUCUGAUUGAAGUAGAUAGAUAGAUAGUCAGUAGCGUGGCGUGAAUUGCCAUGUAUCGAUCGUUUAGCCAUUUAAAACUAUGGUAAACCUCACAAUUCUUUAACGAUGCAAAUUAUUGUUGAUUGCCUAAGAGCUGCACUCAUGCUUCAUUUGAAUUCAACAGCAUCUAUCCUAAAUUGUUUUCUUCUAGCUAGUGCCUUUUCAUCCACCUAAAUGCCUUUCAGUCAGUGGAAACCGUUUCAUUGAAAAUAUGCAUGAUUAUUUCAUAAGUUCUCUCUUUUAAAAAGAGAGACAAGUAAGUUAAUUCCUCUCAGUAAAAAAAUUUCCUUUUACAGAGUGAUUAUAUUCAUUGUUAUUUUAUUCUGGCAAAUAUCUUGCUUAUUAGAGAGUAUUUUACGAAACUAAGUACAAAGUUUUUUUUUGGAAUUCACUCGCACAAUUUCAAUAUUAUCUACAAGUCAAGCUUUCACACCUCUUCCACUUUUUACAUUUUUUGUCUUUCUAUCUAUUUUUAACCAUCAAAUAGGCCUGUCAAUCUGGUAUUAUACAUAAGCGUAGAAAAUUUUAACUUGGUCCUUAUUAGUAAUGCAAAGUCCGUCCUUUUAAUUGUAGUUAUGUACGAAUUAUUAAUGUUGCUACAUGUUAUAAUUUUUUACUCCAAAAGACCUCUCAUAUGAAUGCUCUGGACCAUACAUUGUUCUACUUCAUAUAUGAAGUUUGAGCCUUUUCUAGAGUUGCGAAUUGUCCGUCCGCUUUUGUUGUAAGUGUUCUCUUUUUCAUUUGUUCUCUGAUUUCUAGUUUCCAUGACUAGCAAACUAAUCAAAGCAUUUUUCUUGUCUGAAUGUUAUGAAUCUCACCAUGGUUAAUUAAAUAUGUAACCACUUGGGUCUGCGAGGUUAAUACUCUUUUUAUAUUUAUUCCGUCCAAACAAUGGCAAAAAAUAAGCCACUUUUUUGCCUCACUGUACGUUUGGUUUUGCUUUCAUCAAUUAUUGAUCAGGUCAGUAUCCUUCGGAGAAAUAUGCGAGAGAGAGAAGUGAAAUCCUUCCUCUUUAAGCUCUCAGAAAGUGCCACUAUUGCUUUCCUACAAAGGAACAAAUGAAAACAACAUAUCUUCUUGUUUUACUCUAUUUUAAAAUACUUUUAAUUAAUUAGAAUGUUUAGAAUCAUCUGUGUAAAUUAAUAUGUGCUCUCGCUAUGUACAAAGCUGAUGUAGUGCACAUUGAAGCCAAAACCGCUCUUUUUUAUUGUCAAGUUUCAAUGUUUGCACGCUGGAAAACUAGUAUUAAGAUCUGAAUAUCUUCCAAGACUGUAUUUCUUCUAGUGUUAGGAUGUGCCUCAUCAAUGGGUUGAAAUAACGAUUUCAUUCAUCUUUAUCCGCUGUUGAGAAACAAUCCUUUAGACCUUCACUUCUUAUUUUGAUUUUCUUUUUUUUAGGUCAGGUCUCUAUCAAUUUUUAUGAUCUAUCUCAGACAAUUUAAAAUGAAUUUUAUUUUCUCUCAUCUGAUUCCAUAGUACUGCAGAUACAUUGUUUCUUCUCUCUUGUCCAUUCCUCUUUUCUUUUCCUAUCUUCUUCAAGCAAUGAAAUAAAGUUAAUCAUCAAGAAUCAUAGUCUUGGAAUCUACAAGUUACUGUGAUCUAUGUAUUUGAGUGCUAUCGCGCUUCUUCAGUCCAAAUCCGCCCAACUUUUCCUUUCUUUAGUUGUAAGUAGGUUUGUAAGCAUGGAAUUGUAUAUAGCUGAACUAUUGAUUUGUAUUUUGAUCUUUUUUCCAUAAUUUAUUUUUUUACUCAAUGAUCUGUUUUAUUUGUUAGGUUACUCACUAUUGUUUUUUUUAUUGAUUACCUACCUUAAACCAUGUUCCCAAUUAGCCAUAUUAGCUUCAUUUAUUUGGAGAGUUUGCAACCAAACUUUGUAUCUGUCUCAAACGCAAAGACAACUUUUCCCAUCGAUGAGCUACUUACUAGACUAAUAGGCGAGAUCUGAACCUUUCUCAGAAGAUUCCUGAAAGUCUCUCCAAAACAUCAAAUCUCAUAUUUCAUCAAACUCUUUUAAGAACCAGGCUCAGCUAUCCUUGGUCUAAGAUUCUCCUUUAAUUGCAAUUCUGGAUGUAGUAUGGAUCAGUGUAAGCUUCUAUUGCUUUUUGGGCACGUGUUUAUGUUUUACUUCAUUUAAGUUUAGUACCUAGGAAGUUAAGUACACCUGGAAAUAGUUGAAGGGGGAAAUAAUCAGUAUUUUUGUUUGAGUAAUAGCAAAUGAACUCAUUGUCGUUUCCUGCUCGAAGGAACGUACCUUGUCAGCACUGCUUCAGUAUUUCUACAAAAAUUUUAUUUUUCAGUUAGAGAUCCGUCGAGCGAAUUUGUUUGAUAAUUUUCGAGUGUUCUCUAACAAUUGUAAGGAAAAAUCAAUAACAAUUUUAGGUCAAUUCAUAUAUCAGUUCUUCUGUUAAAAAAUAAAAAUUCAUGCCACGGUUUUUCUUUAAAAAAAUAAAAUGUCAUUAAGGAAUGGUGAAACAGUGCAAUUCAGAUACCUUCCUUUGUGUAGAAUAUGACGUCAUGUGGAUGACUCAAAUUAUUUUUACUUACUUAAUUACGUCCUUGUUUUUUUCUCUUACUGAUGUCCAAAUCUUGCAAUUGACCGUCCAUGCAAUCCAUCCUUAAUAUAUCCACUAAAAAUCUUGCUACGCCGAAUAUAGGUAUAGUUUCACAAAUUUAAUACAAGAUUGUAUAUUUCGUUGUGCCUUAACUAUAUUCUUGUACGUAUUUUAUGACUUCAACUCCGCACAGAUUUUCCUCUUUUUUUUUUAAAUUUUACCCUCUAUUCAAUUUUUGUUCAUAGUUGAAAAAUGCAUCUAUUACAAUAAAUGUUAAAACCUGA
Bemisia tabaci is the source of this 5558-nucleotide messenger RNA. It is a transcript of the gene kune, whose product is annotated as claudin. Lineage: Eukaryota; Metazoa; Arthropoda; Insecta; Hemiptera; Aleyrodidae. Gene Ontology annotation, cellular component: membrane; septate junction. Gene Ontology annotation, biological process: regulation of tube size, open tracheal system; septate junction assembly. The record is from RefSeq and is a predicted model, not a curated record.